Esox lucius (northern pike) is the source of this 4254-nucleotide messenger RNA. It is a transcript of the gene klhl31, whose product is annotated as kelch-like family member 31. Gene Ontology annotation, biological process: negative regulation of protein phosphorylation. The transcript is spliced from 3 exons. Gene Ontology annotation, molecular function: protein binding. The record is from RefSeq and is a predicted model, not a curated record. The coding region runs from base 135 to 2042 and encodes 635 amino acids. Gene Ontology annotation, cellular component: nucleus; cytoplasm. Lineage: Eukaryota; Metazoa; Chordata; Actinopteri; Esociformes; Esocidae.
AGAGGCGGAGUUUGCCUGACUCCUCUGGGCAUCGUUGACUGCAGCGAGUCUCUUCUGCAAACUAUCUGGAGGUGCAAGUCUUCUAACCCGACUUCUCAUCUCUGUGGUCUGGGCUGUGUCCCUCUACUGCAGCCAUGGCACCCAAAAAAAACAAGACUGCCAAAAAGAACAAAGGGGAUAUCAAUGAAAUAACUAUAACGGUUGAGGAUGGCCCCAUCAAUAACAUAAACGGGUUGAACACCUUGCUGGAAGGAGGAAAUGGGUUCAGCUGCAUCUCAACCGAAGUCUCUGAUCCUGUGUACGCUCCUAACCUCUUGGAGGGCCUGAGCACCAUGAGGCAGUCUGCUUUCCUCUGUGACCUGACCGUCUCCACCAAGUCAAAGUCCUUUGACGUCCACAAGGUUGUGAUGGCUUCCUGUAGUGCCUACAUUCAGAAUAUCCUGAAGAAGGACUCCACCCUCACUAAGAUCGACCUGAACGAGAUUUCACCCACAGGCCUGGCCACCGCCAUCACAUAUGCCUACUCUGGGAAACUAACCCUGUCAUUAUACAGUAUUGGCAGCACCAUCGCAGCCGCCUUGCUGCUGCAGAUCCACACCCUGGUGAAGAUGUGCAGUGACUUUCUCAUGCAGGAGCUCAGCGUGGAGAACUGCAUGUAUGUUGCCAACAUUGCAGAUACCUACGACCUCAAAGAAACUAAGGAGGCCACGCAGAAGUUCAUGAGGGAGAACUUCAUUGAGUUCUCUGAGAUGGAGCAGUUCCUGAAGCUCACCUACGAGCAGAUCAACGACUUCCUCAGCGAUGAUUCCCUGCAGUUGCCCUCCGAGAUCACAGCCUUCCAGAUAGCCAUGAAGUGGUUGGACUUCGAUGAGAAGCGGCUGAAAUACGCCCCAGAUCUUUUGACCAACAUCCGCUUUGGCACCAUCUCGGCCAUGGACCUGGUCAACCAUGUCCAGAGUGUGCCCAGAAUGAUGCAGGAUCCUGAGUGCCAUCGUCUCCUGGUGGACGCCAUGAAUUACCACCUGUUGCCCUACCAGCAGAACAUCCUGCAGUCCCGCAGAACAAAGGUGCGUGGUGGCCUUCGGGUCAUGCUGACGGUGGGUGGACGACCGGCGCUGACGGAAAAGUCUCUCAGCAAAGAGGUUCUCUACAGGGACGAAGACGGUGUGUGGAACAGGCUGACGGAGAUGCCGGCCAAGAGCUUCAAUCAGUGUGUGGCCGUCUUGGAUGGCUUCCUAUAUGUUGCGGGUGGCGAGGACCAGAAUGAUGCCAGGAACCAGGCUAAACAUGCUGUCAGCAACUUCUGCAGGUACGAUCCUCGAUUCAACAACUGGAUUCAUUUGACCAACAUGAUGCAGAAACGCACCCACUUCAGUCUCAACACCUACAACGGCCUCUUGUUCGCCAUUGGCGGCCGUAACGCUGACGGAUGCCAGGCUUCGAUGGAGUGCUACGUGCCCUCCUCCAACCAGUGGCAGAUGAAAGCCCCUAUGGAGAUACCCAGGUGCUGCCACGCCAGCUCCGUCAUUGACGGCAAGAUCCUUGUUAGCGGUGGUUACAUCAACAACGCGUACUCCCGGGCGGUCUGCUGCUACGACCCCUCCACUGAUAUGUGGCAGGACAAGAACGGUUUGUUCUCCCCGAGAGGCUGGCACUCCGCGGCCACGGUCGGAGACCGGGCCUACGUGAUCGGCGGCAGCCAAUUGGGUGGCCGCGGAGAGAGGGUGGAUGUCUUGGCCGUUGAGUGUUUCAACCCUCACAAUGGGCAGUGGAGCUACUCUGCCCCACUAAACACAGGAGUGAGCACUGCUGGCAUUGUCAGUAUGAAUAACAAGAUCUAUGUCCUUGGAGGCUGGAACGAGAUUGAGAAAAAGUACAAGAAAUGCAUUCAGGUAUAUAACCCUGACCUGAAUGAAUGGACUGAGGAUGAUGAGCUGCCAGAGGCUACAGUUGGCAUCUCUUGUUGUGUUGUUACCAUACCAACGCGCAAAACACGAGAGUCCAGGUCUAGCUCAGUUUCAUCUGCGCCAGUCAGCUUGUAAAGCCAGGCCGGUCAUUUGAUGAUGUAAUUUGCCUGCUACUUAAAGCAAAACCCCAAAUCUUGCCAGUCCAUUUCAGAAGAUUGGCAGUAAUCCCUCCUUGAGGUCAGAAAAAAUGAAUUGUGUUUGCGUUUAGUGUCACAUGUACAUUGAAUUUGGAUAUUUGAAUUGUUUUAAUGUGUUUGAUUAAGUCCUUAAUUUCGUCUUCAUUUAAUCAAAGCAAAGAAAAACAUAAAAGUUAUUUGUGACAUGAAUUCAGGAACUUGUGUUGUGAGACAAAUUAAAAUAUUUUAAUACUAUGAAGGGAACAUUUCUUUCCUUUUGGGGCCAAUUCAGCCAUAAUAUUUUCAACAGAGUGGCUGCAGAACAGGCUUUUCUCUGUACUUUAUUCUCUAGAACGAAACGCAAGUUUAUUGUUCUACCUACCCUCACUGUUCUUACAUACCUGCAUUACUUUUUUUUUUUUACUUUUGGAAUCAACACUGGGUUUUUUAUUUCUGGUUACCUAUAUCAAAAAAGUGAAAUGCGAAUAAAGAGAGAACUUGGACUGGCAAGGUUCAGCCAGUAAUACACAAGAAAGCCAGAAAUCCUUUAAGUACAACUCCAAAGAAUAGUGGGAUUUGCACCCACAGACAUAUUUUAAUCAACCCUAUUUUCAAACUGUUAUUCCCAAUAUAAUAAUUUGUUAAAAAAAUAAAUAAUGUUUUAAUAGUAACUGCAUUAGUUGUACAUUAAACAUAAACAUGCCCUGUUGAACGUUUGUUACAACGUUUCUAUCAUAAUCUUCGGGGUGCCAUGAAUCUUAUUACACUGUAAAUGAACAAAGACUGGACAUAUGAUAAAGAAAAAGUAUAUUUAAUUCUUAAUAUAGGUCUACAACUGGUAAUAUUCAAAAACUUGAAAAGAAAAUGCCUGCGCUGAAAUAGGAUGUACGUGUAGAAAAUAUAGGAAUUAAGAGGCAUUCUCUGUUGUUGGAAUAAUAAAUAGUGAAGUAAUUAUAUUAUAUUAUACCCCAACAAGAUCUCACAGUCUCAGAAUUCAAUGUUUGUCCAUGGAGAGAUGACUAUUCCAGGUAUUUUCUGUAAAAGAUGGAGGGUGUGUAGUCAAAAAAGGUUGGAGUGAUUGAAAGAACAUUUGAAUAAAAGGAGAUGAACUAAGUAAAGGGAUGGAGAUUAACUAUAAUAAUCUCUUUUUGCAAGUUUUUACUGAACUGUGCCUUUAAAAACAAACUUCUGAGUCAGACUGCUUCAUCAAUCAUUGACCAUCCCCGUUAGUAUAUUUGAUCCUCAUAGUGCUCACCAUUGCUUAGGUUUUAAGUGAUAUGUAGACAUUUUACCCCAUGAAUAAAUGUCUGAUAUAGACAUCCAUCUAGUGUUAGGUGUCUUUUUACCUACCAGGAGUAGGAGUUGUUGGUUAGAACUGUUUCUUUUUCAGAAGAAUGUACUGUACAUGUUACUGUUUGGAGAAUAGUAUUACUGUUAGUAAUAAUGUACUGUACUAAGCUACAAUAGUAACAAUGUACUGUACUGAGCUACAAUAGUAAUAAUGUACUGUACUAAGCUAUUUGGAGAAUGUUUUAAUGAUUUUAAAUAGUGUCAUGAAUGAAUAUGACUUUGGUAAUGUUUGUUUAGUAAAAAGAGUGAAUACUGGAAAAUAAAGCUAUUAGCCUGAGCUGUUAUGGGUGUUGGCACUGCAGUUUUACCUGGUGAUUUCCUUGGCAGCUCAUGAUGUUUUGUUUAUAUGAUUACAUCUUAUGAUUUGUCUUAUCCUAAUACAGCAUCUUCAAAGCUACUAUUUAAAACAUGAAUCAAAAAUGUUGUCUUCCUGUUAUUGAUUUAAUGCUGCAUUUUACCCAUCAUAUAUACCUUGGCAUUAGGAUGUAUAUUUCUGUGGCAAACAGAAGCGAUUUGCCAUGCAAUUUCAUUUGGCAGGGGUACAGUACAUAAAAAAUGCACUCCAUUUCAAUCAAUAUAUCAACUUCACGUGUAACUGAUUUCAUUUGUGCUGCACAAUUGCACCAAGAAAAUUGACUAAUUAAAUGACUGAGCUAAAUCAAGCACACUUCAAACACUUUCUGUGUUUAGGAGUGUAAUAUGAAUUUAACCUGUGUGAACAUACUGAACAAGUUGGAGCUUAAUUUAUCUUAAUGUGCAGGCAGUACAUUGGCAAUGAGAUUCCUGCACAUGGAUUAAAAAAAAGUAAUCACCUGAGAAUU